AUGGCGACCUCACUGACAAACGCACAACGUCAAGAAUUAAAAGAUGCUUUCGAUUUAUUCGAUUCAGAUAAAUCUGGUAAAAUAUCUGAAAAAGAAUUAGGAAAUGUUUUUAAGGCAUUAAGUAUUAAAGUAAGUGAUAGUCAAUUAAAAAAGUUAGUUGCAGAAAUGGAUACGGAUAAAAGUGGUCAAAUUGAAUUUGAUGAAUUUUGUCGUGUAAUGGCUGAUGCAUUUUUUAAAAAACAUUCGCAAGAUGAAUUACGUGCUGCUUUUCGUCAAUUCGAUCAGGAUGGUUCAGGUUUUAUUCAAGCAAGUGAACUUGAAAAUAUUAUGAUUAAAAUGGGAAAACGCUUUAAUAAAGCUCAAAUAGAUGCAUUAGUUAAAUCUUUAGAUACAAGUGGUGAUGGAAAAAUUUCAUUUGAUGAAUUCGUUCAAUUAUUUUAA
Rotaria sp. Silwood2 is the source of this 441-nucleotide messenger RNA. The record is from the annotation of a GenBank genome assembly. NCBI's taxonomy places the organism in Eukaryota, Metazoa, Rotifera, Eurotatoria, Philodinida, Philodinidae.